Messenger RNA from Carya illinoinensis, 1243 nucleotides. Its product is annotated as late embryogenesis abundant protein At1g64065-like. The transcript has a single exon. The record is from RefSeq and is a predicted model, not a curated record. Lineage: Eukaryota; Viridiplantae; Streptophyta; Magnoliopsida; Fagales; Juglandaceae. Bases 333 to 986 code for a protein of 217 amino acids.
ACGAGUAGAAGCAUCAUUAAUCUGAGCCAGAGACCAUCUAGAAGUUGAGAAAAUCCAGUACCACAGCCGCGUUGGCUGAAUAAAAAUUGCCGUCCCCAACCGAAGUCACCUUUUCUAGGAAGCGCCCUGCUGAUCUCCCUUCACCUCCUCUUCCUCGCAGACAAAUUGUCUGGAGUCUAUACAUAGCACAACACUCUCCCACCAUUUCUCCUCACAAGCAGCUCCCAGCUUACAAUAUUAAUCUCGACUCUUGAUCACAGCACAAAAAGCAACUACAGUAUUAUAUAGAAACACAGCAAGACGUUUCAAUUUCCUUUUCCAAGAGAAAGAAAAUGGCAGAGAAAGUGAACCAGCAAGCAUACCCCUCAGCACCAACACAUAAGCAGCCGAGCAGAGAUGAAGAAUCGGCAACUUUACAAUCCGAUCAGGAGCUCCGAAAGAAGAAAAGGAUCAAGUUGGGCAUAUAUAUUGCUGCGUUUAUUGUGUUUCAGGUCAUAGUUAUCACGGCAUUUUCACUCACUGUGAUGCGUGUGAAGACCCCCAAGGUCAGGUUGGGAACGGUCACGCUUCAAGAUGUGAAGACUGGAAACCAAACAUCACCUUUGUUUGACAUAAGCUUCACGACCCAAGUAAGGAUCAAGAACAACAACUUUGGCCCCUACAAAUAUGAAAGCACCAAUGCCAUGUUCACUUACCAAGGCGUGACAGUAGGGCAAGUCAGUAUUCCUAAGGGUAAAGCUGGGUUCCGUUCUACUAAAACAGUUACUGUUACUGUGAGCGUGAAUUCAAAUGCCCUGCCAAUGAGCACGACUUCGAGUACUCUCGGAAGUGAAUUGGGUGCAGGGGUGUUGACUCUAAAUAGCCAUGCCAAACUCAGUGGGAAAGUGGAAUUGAUGUUUGUGAUGAAGAAGAAGAAGGCCGCCAAAAUGAACUGCACCAUGCCCAUCCAUUUGUCAACAAAGGUUGUCCAAUUGAAUUGCGACUGAACAUAUGUAUAACAGUUUAGCAGUUUUCUUUGUUUUUGUCUUUUAGUUUUAGUUUUUAGUUUUUGUUGAAUUUGUAGUUUUUUUUUUUUUUGAAUCCAUUUUGUGAGAAUAGAAUAUAUAUUUUUUUAAAUUUAUUAGGUCUCGUACGUAUUUGUCACUACUUCCUUGAGCAUAUGCUCCUGCAUGGUUUCUUACAUAUAGACACACAUGCACACGUGUUAUUUCUCUUUCAAAUGGAUCUUAAUCUGAAUCAAACU